AUGGUCCUCCUGUCGAAUCUGGACUUGGUCAAUGAAUGCGACAACUUUCCUUACGACUCGCACGACGACGACGGGGACAAGGACAACGCUCAGGCUCAGAGGAAUGGAUCGCAUUACUAUCACUUCUACCUAGAAGGCUGCGGAGCGUGUCUGGGGUAUAUGACCGCUUCGGUCGCGGAGCGGAUGCCUCUGACCCAACACUGGAAGCUGGAUCAAGUCGCUCGACGGUUGGUGUUCCAGCCGCGCGACGACCAUGGUAAUUCCGCCGUGGACGUCGACAGACGCAGCGAGAUCCUGGCCGAGUACCUCCAGGAGGUGCGCGAGAGCCGCAUCUUCGGCGUGCUGAACGGCUGGCGCAACGAGUUGUACCCCAUCUACGGCCCCAACAGGAAGCUGGUGCUGAACAUGGAACGGUCGGCGACGCCGCUUUUCGGGGUCGUCACCUACGGCGUGCACAUGACGGGUUAUGUCGAAAGUGAUCAGGGCAUCAAGAUCUGGGCGCCGCGCCGGGCCUUGACCAAGCAGACUUAUCCGGGGAUGAUGGACAACACGGUCGCGGGCGGGUUGAGCACGGGAGAGAAGCCUUUUGACUGCCUGAUCAGAGAAUGCGAAGAGGAAGCCUCGUUGCCCGCAGAUUUGGUGCGCUCGUCGGCCAAGGCGUGUGGGACGCUGACUUAUUUCCACGUCCGAGACAGCCGAGCCGGAGGGGAGACGGGACUCUGUCAGCCCGAGUGCCAGUACAUCUAUGACCUCAAGAUGCCCGCCGAAGUCAUCCCAAAACCGGGCGACGACGAGGCCAUCGAUUUCCAGCUCCUGACCAUCCCGGAGGUCCGGCGGGCCAUGGCCGAGGGGAGAUUCAAGCCGAAUUGCUCCCAUUUGCUUCUUGACUUCCUCGUCAGGCAUGGAUUCCUGACCGCCGAGAACGAACCCGACUACAUUGAAAUAGUCGCCAGACUCCAUAGAAGGUUGGAGUUCCCAACUCCCUGA
This is a messenger RNA of Fonsecaea multimorphosa CBS 102226, 987 nucleotides long. RefSeq lists its product as uncharacterized. The coding region runs from base 1 to 987 and encodes 328 amino acids. The transcript has 2 exons. Gene Ontology annotation, molecular function: 8-oxo-dGDP phosphatase activity. The record is from RefSeq and is a predicted model, not a curated record. NCBI's taxonomy places the organism in Eukaryota, Fungi, Ascomycota, Eurotiomycetes, Chaetothyriales, Herpotrichiellaceae.